CGACUCCUAUCUAGCAAGAUACCACGCGCCCGCGGCCCAUCAAAAUCGGUAACGUUUUCUUCCAACAUAGGACACGACUAUACCUGUAAAUAGCGGUUCCUUCUGUACAACUUGUUUGCAGAGGAAGAAAAUGACAAUCACAACCACAACUUGCGUCCAAAAUGGCUGCCUCAUGGUGAGAGGAAAGGUGGUCCUGACUGGGGUUCCAAACAACGUAGUUGUCUCUCCCGGAAGCUCAGCCUCGGCCUUCUUAGGUGCAACUUCAACACUAGCCAGUUCUCGCCAUGUUUUCACUCUUGGGGUUCUUGAGGGAUUCAGGCUUUUGUGUCUGUUCAGAGCAAAAAUAUGGUGGAUGAUACCACAUUAUGGGAAAUCCGGUGGCGAAAUUCCCAUGGAGACUCAAAUGCUUCUUUUAGAAGCAAGAGAAGAGUCCAUUGUGGAUGAUGACAUUUCUUCUGAUCCAUCAUCAUCUGAAAACACAUUCUACAUUCUCUUCUUGCCUGUGUUAGACGGGGAAUUUCGAACAUCAUUGCAGGGGACUCCUGCAAAUGAGCUUCAAUUUUGUGUCGAAAGCGGUGAUGCCAAUGUCCAAACCUUACAAACAUUGGAGCCAGUGUUCAUAAAUUCAGGAGACAAUCCAUUUGAGCUAAUAAAAGAAUCCAUUAAGAUAUUGGCAGAGCACAAGGGGACGUUUAGUCAUAUUGAAAGUAAAAAGAUCCCUGCACAUUUGGAGGGUUUGGGUGGUGUACUUGGGAUGCUUUUUACACUGAAGUUAAUCCAGAAGGCAUCAAAGAGGGUCUUCAAAGUUUCUCUGAUGGAGGUUGUGCACCAAAGUUUUUAAUUAUAGAUGAUGGAUGGCAAGACACAGUGAAUGAAUUCAGUAAAGAAGGCGAACCUCUUACUGAUGGAAAAGGGUUUGCAACCAGAUGAUCGGUGGAUAUCAAAGAAAACAGCAAGUUCAAG
Molecule: messenger RNA, 963 nt
Organism: Rubroshorea leprosula
Lineage: Eukaryota; Viridiplantae; Streptophyta; Magnoliopsida; Malvales; Dipterocarpaceae
Source: the annotation of a GenBank genome assembly